Messenger RNA from Pseudophryne corroboree (corroboree frog), 2869 nucleotides. RefSeq names its product gastrula zinc finger protein XlCGF26.1-like. Bases 347 to 2068 code for a protein of 573 amino acids. Gene Ontology annotation, cellular component: nucleoplasm. NCBI's taxonomy places the organism in Eukaryota, Metazoa, Chordata, Amphibia, Anura, Myobatrachidae. Gene Ontology annotation, biological process: regulation of transcription by RNA polymerase II. Gene Ontology annotation, molecular function: RNA polymerase II cis-regulatory region sequence-specific DNA binding; DNA-binding transcription repressor activity, RNA polymerase II-specific. The record is from RefSeq and is a predicted model, not a curated record. The transcript has 6 exons.
UAAUCCCCCGACUUCCGGCCUGUGCGUUCGACUUCCGGUCACUUUGUUCCACCCGACUUCCGCUCUGCACCGGAUGUGAGGUCCCCGCGCUCCUCCCCUCUGGUCUCCGCCCUCUGCGUCCGGGUGACGGGUGACAGGGAGACAUCGCUGUGUGUGACACCGCCAGUAGUGAAAAAGACUUCUGGUGACCAUCUGCCACCCUUCAGCUGUGCCUCUACCUCACUCACUGAUACAUGAGAGACACAAUAACCAGAAGAUCCUGGAGCUCACCAACAAGAUCAUUCAGCUGGUGACUGGAGAGGAGUGGGAGUAUAUAGAGGAACACAGGGGUCUGUACAAGGACGUGAUGAUGGAGAAUCACCGGCCCCUCACAUCACUGGAUGGGGCAAGUAACAGGAAUACUCCAGAGAGAUGUCCCCGUCCUCUUUAUUCCCAGGAUCAUACAGAGGAGAAUCACAGUGUCCCACAGGAGGAUCAGGGUGAAGUUCUGAUUAAUAUUAAGGCAGAAGAGGAAGAGUUGCUAGUGAAUGAUAUAAAGUUAGAAGACAUUAAAGAGGAGGAAGAGACGUAUGUGAGGGGUGAUCAGCAGUGUAAGGAGGAAAAAAUCCCUACAGGUAUCAUCAGCACAGAUAAACACAGCAGCAGGAAUACCUCAGAGGAACGUCUCCGUUUAUCUCCAGACGGUGAUAUAGAAGAUAAUAUCAUCACACAAGAUUCUACAGAAGAAAAAUCAAUUACCCCAAUUAUACAUCCAGCAACACAAAGUGCAGAUACAGCAUCAAAUCCCUCAAACCAUGGGGAAUUUGUUCCUGAUACAUCAGAUAUAGGUGAAUCUGUUACACUUCAUACUGAAGAUAAAAUACUUCCCAGUUCUAUAGAUGCCAAAUGUAUACAGAACACAAAGCUAAUUACAAAUCAGCCCGCUACGACAGGUGAGAAACCAUUUCCAUGUUAUGAGUGUGGAAAAUGGUUUACACGGAAAUCAUCUUUAGUUAUGCAUCAGAGACAUCACACAGGCGACAAUCAAUUUCCAUGUUUUGAGUGUGGGAAAUGUUUUACACAGAAAUCAGCUCUUGUUACACAUGAGAGACUUCACACAGGUGAGAAGCCAUUUUCGUGUUCUGAGUGUGGAAAGUGUUUCACACGCAAAUCAAUUCUUGUUAUGCAUGAGAGAACUCACACGGGUGAGAGGCCAUUUCCAUGUUUUGAGUGUGGGAAAAGUUUUACACAGAUAUCAAAUCUUGUUAUACAUGAGAGAUGUCACACAGGUGAGAAGCCAUUUCCAUGUUCUGAGUGUGUGAAAAGUUUUUCACGGAAAUCAUCUCUUAUUAAACAUGCACGAACUCAUACAGGUGAGAGGCCAUUUCCAUGUUCGGUGUGUGGGAAAUUUUUUACGCAAAAAUCACAUCUUGUAACACAUGAAAGAAGUCACACAGGUGAGAAGCAGUUUCCAUGUUCUGAUUGUGGGAAGUGUUUUACACGGAAAUUAUCUCUUGCUAAACAUGAGAGAACUCACAAGGAUGAGAGACAAUUUCAUUGUUCUGAGUGUGGGAAAUGUUUUACACAGAUAACAGAUCUUGUUAGACAUAAGAGAUGUCACACAGGUGAGAAACCAUUUCCUUGUUCUGAGUGUGGGAAUAGUUUUACACGGAAAUCAUCUCUUAUUAAACAUGCGAGAACUCACACAGGUGAGAAGCAAUUUCCAUGUUCUGAUUGUGGGAAAUGUUUUACACGGAAAUUAUCUAUUAUUAAACAUGCGAGAACUCACAAGGAUAAGAGGAAAUUUCAAUGUUCUGAGUGUGGGAAAUGUUUUACACAGAUAUCAGAUCUUGUUAGACAUGAUAGAAUUCACACAGGUGAGAAGCCAUUUCCAUGUUCUGUGUGUGGGAAAUGUUUUACACAGAUAUCACAUCUUGUUAGACAUGAGAGACGUCACACAGGUGAGAGACCAUUUUCAUGUGCCGAGUGUGGGAAAUGUUUUACACGGAAAUCAUCACUUGUUAUACAUGAGAGAUCUCACACAGGUGAAAGUCCAUUUCCAUGUUCUGUGCGGGUCAUUCAGAGUUAAUCUCUCGCUAGCAGUUUUUAGCAGCCGUGCAAACUCUAUGCCGCCGCCCACUGGGAGUGUAUUUUAGCUUAGCAGAAGUGCAAACGUUUUUAUCGCAGAGCGCCUGCCAACAUUUUUUGUGUAGUUUCAGAGUAGCUUAAAACCUACUCAGCACUUGCGAUCACUUCAGACUAUUCAGUUCCGGAGUUGACGUCACACACCCGCCCAGUGUUCGGCAGCCAUGCCUGCGUUUUUCCGAACACUCCCUGAAAACGGUCAGUUGCCACCCAGAAACGCCCACUUCAUGUCAAUCAUUCUGCGGCAACCAGUGUGACUGAAAUGCAUCGCUAGACCCUGUACAAAACUGCAUCGUUCGUUGUGCCCGUACGACGCGCGUGCGCAUUGCGCCGCAUACGCGUGUGCAGAACUGCCAUUUUUAAGCCUGAUCGCUGCGCUGCGAACAAAUGCAGCUAGCCAUCAACUCGGAAUGACCACCUAUGUGGGGGAAAUGUUUUACGCAGAUAUCAGUUCUUGUUAGACAUGAGAGAAGUCACACAGGUGAGAGUGGUUACGCAAAGACUAUUUCUUUUAACAGAAAAAAUUUAAAGGAAAAAGGCAUCUGUAAGAUGAUAGACCUGAAACUGGGGCACUGCACUAUUCUAAAUAUUGGACAAGGUUAAUUUUAUUAAUGAAAAUUUUUAAUUCUUUUAGUACAGGUUUAAGACUCCUGGCUCAAUCCUGUAUUUUGCUAUUUGUUGAAAGACUUUGUUUAAACAGCUUUUCUCUGACGUCCUAGUGGAUGCUGGGUACUCCGUAAGGACC